AUGAGGACCAUCAAUGAUGCUUCGCCAGAUCUAUGGCAAGGCUUCAUGGUCCAUAUGCUUUUCGCAGUCAGCCUGCUCUUGAACCCGAGAGUGUCUCUUUGCGUUUCCCGCGCAUCACAGAAAGCCUACGACUAUGCUGUUCAAAAUUUCCUCCCCGCGGUAUAUCGCCAUGCCGACGAACUGACACAAAUCCAAGCGGAUUUACUGAUAGCCCUGCACGCCCUCUUUUCUCCUUCGACGGAAAAGGUGUCGCUUGCCGUUUCUUCUGCAAUGCGUCGUUGCAUUGUGGCUCGACUCCACAGUUUCGAAGCCGAACCACAGCAGACGGAUGCUGCGGCGCAUCUUGAGGCACAAUUACGGAGGCGAGUAUUCUGGUCGGCGUAUGUUCUCGAUCGAUUAGCCAGCGGUGUUCUGCAUCUUCCUUUCUCGAUAGCUGAUGACAACAUCACCGUUCCGCUCUUCGACGACAUAAAUGAGGCAGCUCUUUUAGAUGGUACCUUUACUCUGAAUGAACCUAUGACAAGGACGGAGGUAUCGUCAGCACUCCACCGGUGUCGACUGAGCCAGAUUCAAUCAGAGAUUCUUAACGUGACUAUGCGAGUUAACUUCGAUAUCGACUCCGCGGCCGAAUGGAGGCUUUAUAUCUUGACGAAGCUGGAAAACUGGAGACUGCAGCUCGAGCAGGUCUCGGACAGCACGAAUUCUGUGACCGACCCGCGCUGGCACAUCCUCGUCUACAACCAUUGCCUCCUCUACUUACAUAUGCCGACAAAGUCCAACGUCCGUGGUCCCGCUGGCGAAUGGUCCAUCAGAGCAAGCAUCGAGACCGUGAAAAUCUUCCGCCAGUUCCAAGCGCGAAGGGUCGUCCCAUAUCCAGUUCUCGGGCUGAUUAGUCAAUUCUCGAUCGGCAUCACAAUGUUGUAUUGUCUGUGGGCUACGCCACCUAAGUUUAGGACCGAGGUCUGUAGCCCAAAGAAGAUCUUCGACGCGAUCAGACUCUGUUCCAACACGCUCGCUGUCAUGACCGAGCGAUGGGAGCAAACGGGAAUACUCGCGGAUGUCUUCGAACUCUUCACAACAGAUGUUCUAACCGCGGAAUACGAUUCGUCGGACGGUCCCAGCAGAGCUGUGCCAGGAAUCAGCGCCGAGACUGUGCAGGCCGUCCAAGUCAGAAUGCAACGCCUGAAGUCAUUGGUGCUGAAUAAGACCGUCAUUCGCAUGAUUGAUGAGAUGCUCACCCAAGAGAGGCCCAGCGAGGAGGGGGUCGAUGCCGGCAGAAUCGGUGCGUCUUCAAACGGUCUUGAAGCUCUUAGCUUGUGCAGCACAGACAACAACAACAACAACGUCGGCGCCAUAGAUCAAGGUGCCACCGAACUGGCAGAACAGUAUGCGCCAGCCCAGUUCUUUGACUGGAUGGGCGCCGCCUACACUCUAUCAGAUAUCGGUCCCGAGCAGGCUAUAGGCGUUUCAGAUGCGCUACUGGGGUUUGAGAUGCUUUGA
This is a messenger RNA of Cyphellophora europaea CBS 101466, 1500 nucleotides long. RefSeq lists its product as uncharacterized. Gene Ontology annotation, molecular function: zinc ion binding; sequence-specific DNA binding; DNA-binding transcription factor activity, RNA polymerase II-specific. The transcript is spliced from 5 exons. Gene Ontology annotation, biological process: positive regulation of transcription by RNA polymerase II; DNA-templated transcription. Lineage: Eukaryota; Fungi; Ascomycota; Eurotiomycetes; Chaetothyriales; Cyphellophoraceae. The coding region runs from base 1 to 1500 and encodes 499 amino acids. The record is from RefSeq and is a predicted model, not a curated record.